Pneumocystis murina B123 is the source of this 227-nucleotide messenger RNA. RefSeq lists its product as hypothetical. The record is from RefSeq and is a predicted model, not a curated record. The transcript has a single exon. The annotation marks the transcript as partial. NCBI's taxonomy places the organism in Eukaryota, Fungi, Ascomycota, Pneumocystomycetes, Pneumocystales, Pneumocystaceae.
AUGUAUGCUUAUCAUAAAAAAAUUAAAAUGUAUGGUUAUUUUGAAAGAAUUAUUUCAAGAUUUAGAUUUGAUUCACCCAGUCAUAUGCUACUCAGGGACAAGCGAUGGGUAGAGGAAGUCGCCCAGAAAGAGGCGGCGAUGGCACAGCCGGUUAAGAGGCAAGCAGCAGGACAAGCAGCAGGAAAUGAUGAGAUUAAGGAGGAACAGGUUUUGGGUUUAAUUGUGAA